Rhopilema esculentum is the source of this 4202-nucleotide messenger RNA. RefSeq names its product importin-4. NCBI's taxonomy places the organism in Eukaryota, Metazoa, Cnidaria, Scyphozoa, Rhizostomeae, Rhizostomatidae. Gene Ontology annotation, molecular function: small GTPase binding. Gene Ontology annotation, biological process: protein import into nucleus. The record is from RefSeq and is a predicted model, not a curated record.
AUGACAAAAUUAUAUCUGCAAUUGAAUUUUGUUUAUAUUUUCUUGACAAGAUAAUAAAACACCAAACAUAAUCAUGAAGAAAUCCUCAAAAUCCAAUUACACUCUCCACAUGUCUCUCCCAAAAAGGGGGCUUUUUUGCAUUGUAACAUUAUAACUUGGGCAUUGAUUCGAGGGUGGGUUUACUGCCUACUAAGGAAUUACCAAACUUGCCAACUGGAGAACACAAUAUGACAUAACAAAGGUCAUGGGCAUCACUUUAGUCAGAAUCAUUUUAAUGUAUCGUUUAUCCCUUCUGGGAUACCAGUUGCUGUCCAUUGCUUCGUUUUGUAUCUUGCUAUCAGAUGUCCCUUUUCAAAAAGAGCCUUAGGUUUGCAAUUGUCAUGUUGAAAUUAGUCUAUGUUUAAAACAGUCAGUUAAACUACUACGUUUUUAAUAUUUAGAUAUUUCCAUAGAUUUGACUGGAAUUCGCGGCUGCAGUGAAACGUAAGGAAAAGCUAAAUUUAUGAAACGCUUUAUUUCGCCCGGCUGACUGUCCAAAUGAAAUGAAGUUUUUGGCACACACGAAGAUUUCAAUUUUAUGGUCUUUUUCGGCUCAGAUGAAAUGAAAAAUUGUAACUUCACCAAUCAACUUCACAACCUUCCGUCAGAGCGAGGCUGAUAGAACACAUGAUAGCAAGUAAAUGGCGGGAGUUGUGACCGGUUCGAUGAACUGACAAAAUAAAAGUAUAGGAAUAAAAUGGUAAAUGCAAACGAAAUAGAGGAAGUGCUACUUCGUCUAACUGUGCCAGAUAGUAAAAUUAUUCAGCAGGCAACAGCACAGUUAAUUCAAGUCUUCACGAAUCCAGAUAUUGUUCCUGCUCUGAUUCAGAUCUUGGUAUCUGCAACAAAUCCAACAGUACGACAGUAUGCAGCUAUUUUGGUAAGGAAGAGAAUUGUGAAAAAUCUUGAUAAAGUUAAUGAUGAUGUUAAAAACAGCUUAUGUGCAGCACUGAUUCAAGCUUUGUCAACUGAGCCAGAACACCUUGUUCGGAUAGCCAUUUGUCAAGUGAUAAGCGCUAUAGCAAAAUACAAGUUCAAGCAAGAUGGAUGGCCGGAGGUCAUGCAGUAUAUCGGAAAUGUUGUUCACAGCGAGGAUUUGAAACAAAAAGAGGUUGGCUUUCUCCUUCUCAGUUGCAUUUGUGAGGCUUGCAGCGAACUACUGAAACCAUUUUACCCUGAGUUAUUUCCUGUGUUCGAAAUCGGGCUGAAUGAAGGAAAAUCUCGAAAAUCUGCUUUUUAUUCUAUCAAAGCAUUAACCUCAAUUGUACCAAGUCUCGGAAGUGAUGAAGAGCAACUCGUUAAAAUAUUGAUACCAAAGGCACUGGAAGUAGUGAAGCUAUUAGUUCAUGAAGAUGAAGAAAAAGCUUGUGAGGCCCUGACCUUCUUUGACGAGCUUGUUGAAGUGGAAAUAGGCAUCAUUAUCCCAUAUGUCAAGUCACUCGUUGACCUUUGUUUACAGAUUGUACGAAGAGAAAAUUACGGAGACGCUAUCAGAGUGAAGGCUCUUUAUCUACUGUGCUGGGCGUGCAGACGUAAAGCAAAGGCCCUGCUUAAAUCACAUCUUCUUGGUCCACUGCUGGAUAUUCUCCUGUCACUCAUGAGCUUAGCUGAGAAUACAGAAGCAAACGACAGCGAAGAAAGCCAAGAAAGUAUUGGAGAUGACGAUGACGAAGACGGGGGAGAGAUGGAGGGCAGUACAUUGCCAUCUGUUGCAGCUCAGGCACUUGAUUUGUUGGCUCUUCACCUCCCCCCUGCAAAAUUCAUUCCUCAAGUGAUGGCAAGGAUUCAGUCAUAUCUUGAUAAUACCAACGAAUAUCAUCGAAAAGCAGGCUACAUCGCCCUGGGCGUGUUAGCCGAAGGAUGCUCUGAUUAUAUCAAAAAUAGGCACCUAGGUGAAGCUUUGCAGACUGUUUUCAAAGGUCUUUCGGAUGGUUCAUGUAUUGUUCGAAAUGCUGCUCUUUUUACCCUUGGUCAAUUUGCAGAGCAUUUUCAGGAGGACAUGAACAAAUACCACGCUGACAUUAUUCCAGCGCUUCUGGUGCAAAUGCAAAACACGCUGAUGAGCCAGGACCUAAAACAAAGAAUAACACUAACUCGGACAUUUUAUGCCUUAGAGUCACUUUGCGAAAAUUUGGAGAGGUCAAUAAUUACCCUCUAUCUAAACUCACUGGUGGAAACAUUUCUCAACACAAUUAAAUCUUCAAAGGGUCUUUAUGCCACCGAGCUUGCAAUAAGCGCUAUCGGAUCUUUAGCUACGUCAGCAAAAGAUCUUCUACUGCCCUUUUUUCCUCACAUUAUGGACCACUUAAAGGGUUUUCUACAAGAGCCAGCCACAUACGAAACAUCAAGUCUUCAAGCCCAAGCAAUUGAUACUCUUGGUGCUGUUGCACGUAAUAUUGGCGAAGACAACUUUAGAUGCAUGGCGGAAGAGUGCUUACAACUGGGAAUGGCACUAGUGGAAGAUUGUGAUGACCCUGACAUCAGAAGAUGCACGUAUGCCCUUUUUGCGUCACUAUCAACAAUACUGAAGAAAGAUAUGAGCAAAUACUUGAGCAAAAUAGUACCAAAGAUGAUUGAGUCACUCAAGUCAACUGAAGGAUUCAUGAGCGUGCCACUCAAAGACGAGCCUUCAUUUCUUCUUGAAGACGACUUAGUUGGAGGAGAAGGUGAUGGAGGAGAGGAAGACGAUGACGAAGAAGGGUAUACUGUCGAAAACGCUUACAUCGAUGAAAAGGAAGAUACUUGCAACUCAAUCAGCGAAAUUGCUGAAGAGACAGUAGAGGAGUUUCUGCCAUACAUAGAAGAGUGUUUCAAUGAAGUCUUCUUGUUUGUCGAUGACCCCAAUGUUGGCUUGAGGAAAGCUGCAAUAAUGUCCUGUGCAGCCAUGUCCAGUGUUCUAUAUACAGCCUUAAAGAAAAAGGGUUCAUCAGAUUUUUCUCCAGCAAUUAAAUUAACAGAAAAGACGUUUUCCGUUACUUUGAACAUAAUUGACAACGAGCAUGAUCAGUCCUGUGUGAUGGCUGCUGUCGAUGCAGUCAAUCAGCUGUUGAAAUCCUUUAAAGGGGGAGAGUUGCAAGUGAAAGAAUUGGCUGAUAAAAUAGCUAACGCCUCGCACAAUUUACUGCUAGCAAAGACACCUUGUCAGCAAGACGGUGACGACUCAUUUUCGGAAGAAGACGAAGAAUCACAAGCUGAAAUGGACACAAUAUUGUUUGAAAAAGCCGGUGAUAUACUGCCAUUACUAGCACAGGCUGUUGGUGGUGAAGCUUUCAAGCCUUACUUUGAAGCAUUCUUUCCACUUCUCAUCAAAAGAACGAAAAAAUCCUGUGCUGUGUCUGAAAGAUCAUUUGCUGUUGGUACGAUGGCAGAGAUAAUUCAAGCAAUGGGGAAGCACACAACCUCCUACGUAGAACAACUUGUGCAAUUAUUUCUAAGUACAGUGAAGGAUAGUGAUGAUGAAGUUGUCAGCAACUCUAUUUUUGGGUUAGGUGUUGUGGCAGAAAGCGCCGGGGAGGCGUCUAUACCAUAUUUUUCUAACAUUCUUCAGACGUUGUUUAGCAUUGCAAAUAGCAAUCCACCUGCCCUGGUGAUUGAUAACAUUUGUGGAGCAGUAGCAAGACUGAUUAUGACAAGCCUGAAUGAUCUGCCCGUACAACAGGUUCUUUCUGUUCUUGUCACUCAUCUCCCAAUUAAAGAAGAUAACAGCGAGAAUGAAACCGUCAUGAAAUGCAUUUGCUUCUUAUACCGAACCGCAAUACAGCUCAUUGAACCCUAUAUUGGACAGUUAUUGGGUUACAUGAUGCAAACACUGGUAACACAAGGAAGUGGACUAAAACCUGAAACAAGAAAAGCGCUGAAAGAGAUCUUGACUGAAAUCAAAGAACGUUCUCCUAGUGACUUUAUGUCUGUAAUCACAGCUACGGGAAUCAGUCCGACUUUCUUUGGCGAUCGUUUAUGACGCCCGUGCAAUGCCGCUAUCGCUUAGUCGGUGCAGGAUAAAAUGCAUGGCCCCCGGAUCUUUAGAGGAUCAGUAUUAGAAUUCCAAAACAACUAGUGCGUGCCAAGUGACACCAAGCUAGAAACUGUUUGAAGGCUAAGAAUCUAGUAUAUAUUUUGUUAUGAUUGAAGUCUAUUUUGUCAAUAGUUCCAUGUUAGUAAAGAAA